AUGAGCGGAAAGAGAUAGCCUGCGGCUCAACAGUUGAACCAGUAAUCGCAUUAAGGAGCUCAUAACAGACCUAAUUCUUUUUCAAAAACUUAGAAUUUUACUCAAAGCUACAAUAUAUAUCAAAACUCAAACAAUAAUUAGAACAUUAACAGUGAAAUGAUAGGUGUAUUUGGAGGAGCUACUCCAGAUAGAAAGUAAAAUAACAAUAACUUAACAGGUAAUUAAUCCCAUGCCAAUGAUGGCUCUGCAAGUUCUUAUAUAAAAGGAUCAAGAAUCGGUAUAGUUAACAACAAGCAUGGUCAGCUUAUAUAAUCUUAAACCUAGCAAGCAUCACUAUCAGCUAGGCCACACUAUAAUAUAUAACAUAAUAAUGCAUCGCAGCAAAAUCAUUAAUUGAUUGGAUCUUAGUAGAUAAAUUCAAUGGCAGGAGCAGGUUAACAACUUCCAGGAAAGAUUAACAUUCCAAGUAUAUCUCCAAUCAGGUUAGGGAAUCCUAAAUAAACUAUCUCAAGCAACACCAGGAAUCAUAAUCUUUAAUAGAAUCAAUCUUCUCAACAAUAACCUCAGAGAAAGAACUUAAAUUCCCAAAAGGUUAUUCAGUCUAGUUCUAAUAAUAACAAUAACGUCGCAUAGCAUAAUAACAAUCCUUAAGCUAUAACAACUAAGAUCGAUUUAAGCAGGAGCAUACAGGAAACCUUUAACUAUAUACAGUAGAAUCAAAUACCCACUUAGUAGAACCCAUAAAUUGUAAUCAAUUAGUAAAUAUAGCAACAAGAUGAUUCGAAUCUGAUUUACACAAAGGAAAAAAUUAAGAAGCUCAAAGAUGAGAACAAAAAGCUGCAUCAACUGUUAACUGAUACUGAGGAGAGAUUCAAAAGUAAACUAGAUCAAACGAGAAGAGAAUCAGAGGGUAUAAUGAAAAUUUUCAAUUAGAUACUGCCUAUUCUAAGAUAAGUAAUGUCCUCCUAGUAAUAGCAAUAAACCUUCAACAGUCAAUAAAUUGAUCUCUAAGAGGCUUAAAAUAUCUUAAAAUUUCUUGAAUCUAAUUCCAACAACUUAGAUUAGAGAUAACAGCUGCCAGGUAAUGUGAGUAAUUAAAUUGAUAACGAAAACUAAGUACAGAUGAAAAUAAUGCAAGAUAGGAUAAAUAAUCUAGAAUUAGAAGUAAGCGAGCUAAAGGAUACUAAUCACAAGUAUCUCAAAUACAUUUAGCAAUAAAUGGUUCUCUCCAGGAUUUAAGAACAGGAACUUAUCAAGCUCAGAAAAGAGAACGAAGAGCUUCAAGCUUAUAAAAAGAGCAUUGAUCUGUAUUUUUCUAGUAAUUUGUAAAAUAGUGACAAGCAGGAUAGUACCACUACCUUCAACGACUAAGUAUCUACUCAGCAUAACUAUACUAAUAUGAAUUCCGACCCAACUCCUGCAUUCUUAAAAGCUACUCUCAUAAAUGGUAUAGACUAAGCUGAAAUAGAUGAUUUAGGUACUGGUUAGAGUAGCAAUCUAGAUUCGAACAAGAUUGAACUUCCAGAUUUCUUUAAAUAGUAGAGUACAGUAAGUAUGACUGGGCAAGGUCUUUCUUUAAUUACUGAUUAUUCACCCAUCAAGACUUCUAAUUUAUAGCUUGCCAAUAUUGGUGAUAACAAACUAAUCGAAGAGAACAUCAAGUAAUUGAUGCCAAAUGCAAUGAAAAAGAGUCGAUCAUCUAGUUCACCAUUUACAAUGAGCAACAACUUCAUUAAAUAUAAUAUAAACAACAACGACUAUAAAUGA
This is a messenger RNA of Stylonychia lemnae, 1767 nucleotides long. The record is from the annotation of a GenBank genome assembly. NCBI's taxonomy places the organism in Eukaryota, Ciliophora, Spirotrichea, Sporadotrichida, Oxytrichidae.